UUAUGCUCUCACCUGUUACCUGAAUUUUCCAGCUGUGACAAAUCUUAGUUGAAUUCAUUCUAUUUCUUUUUUUGGUCUUUGUUUUUGUUGCCAGAUAGGUGAUAGGUUUAUAAACUUCGGAAGGCUUGUCCAAAGGCUUUACAACAAGGUUCUGGCUGCUGGUCUUGGGGGUUAUGCUCAGAUGCAGGGUUGGAGGAAGUGGUGGCAAAUUGGUGUCUGAUUUAUUAGAGAAGAGGUAACUGAGAGAUGGCAAAUAGAACAGACCCAGCAGCCAAGAGCGUUCAUGGCACUAACCCUCAGAAUUUGGUCGAGAAAAUUUUGCGGUCCAAAAUUUACCAGAAUCCUUAUUGGAAGGAGCAAUGUUUUGGUCUGACAGCUGAAACAUUGGUUGACAAAGCUAUGGAACUUGACCAUUUUGGAGGAACGUUUGGGGGAAACCGAAAGGCGACUCCAUUUAUGUGCCUCACAAUGAAGAUGCUUCAAAUUCAACCAGAGAAGGAAAUUGUCGUGGAGUUUAUCAAGAAUGAGGAUUACAAAUAUGUUCGAAUUCUGGGAGCAUUUUAUUUGCGUCUUGUUGGUAAACCAACUGAUGUAUACCAAUAUUUGGAACCUUUGUACAAUGACUACCGAAAGUUACGAUACAAGCGCCCAGAUGGAAAAUUCUCAGAUACAGGCUUUACAUUGAGUCAUGUGGAUGAAUUUAUUGACGAACUUUUGACAAAGGAUUAUUCUUGUGAUGUUGCUUUGCCACGUGUCCCUAAAAGGUGGACUCUUGAAGCAGCCGGUCAGUUGGAACCAAGAAGGAGUGCCUUGGAGGAUGAUUUUGAGGAGGAAGAAGAAAAAGACGAGGAGGAUCAUGUGCUGGGUUUGGACACUCUUGCACUUGAUAAGGAUCAUCGACGUGGUAGGAGCUCUCCAAGGGACAGAGAUAGAGAUGCUAGAAAACGAGAUAGUUAUAGGCAGUACAGAGAUCGCAAUCAUGAUAGGGAUUAUGAUUACGAUCGAGGCAGAGGAAGGGAAAGAGAUAGGGACAGAGAUAGGGAUCGAGACUACUAUCGGGAUCGUGAUCGUGGGCGGGAUGACAGGGAUUCCCUUAGGGACAGAGACAGGGAUUAUCACAGAAGAGACCGUGAAAAGGAAAGAGAAAGACAUUACUGGGAUAGAGAAAGGCGGCAUAGUCGAUCACGUAGUCGUAGCAGAAGCAGGGAUCGCAGAGACCGAGAUCAUGAUAUGGUUGACUACAAAAAACGACAUCAUAGCCCUAGUCCUCUAAAUCACAGGCGUGCUGAUAAAGAUGCAUUGGAUGGAGAGCAUCGCAAUGGCCGAGAUGAACCAAAGAGGAAAAAGGAAAAGAAAGAAAAGAAAGAGCCUGCCGCUGAUGGAACAGAUCAUCCUGACCCAGAAAUUGCUGAAGCCAAUCGCUUACGUGCAGCAUUGGGAUUGAAACCUUUAAAGUAGCAAGUUUUCUUUGAAGUGGUAGCCUAGAACUUCAUUUCUAUCUCUGGUAUUUGGAGCCAUUCUAUGGAUGAGACCUACAGAAAUUGUAUGAAAUUUUUCCAUUGUCAGUUACUUCUUUGAACAAGAAUGACGUGCAUGUAGCCUUGUUAGGCAGGAUCCUAUGUAACUUCUACCGUACAGAUAACUUGAAUUGAUGUGAGCAUGUUGUCUUUUGCAAUA
Molecule: messenger RNA, 1677 nt
Organism: Cryptomeria japonica (Japanese cedar)
Lineage: Eukaryota; Viridiplantae; Streptophyta; Pinopsida; Cupressales; Cupressaceae
Product: pre-mRNA-splicing factor 38
Exons: 7
Coding region: 247-1458 (403 amino acids)
Cellular component (GO): precatalytic spliceosome
Source: RefSeq, a predicted model, not a curated record